Lytechinus variegatus (green sea urchin) is the source of this 950-nucleotide messenger RNA. Its product is annotated as spindle and kinetochore-associated protein 1-like. Gene Ontology annotation, biological process: mitotic cell cycle; cell division; regulation of microtubule polymerization or depolymerization. Gene Ontology annotation, molecular function: microtubule binding. Gene Ontology annotation, cellular component: mitotic spindle; spindle microtubule; outer kinetochore. The record is from RefSeq and is a predicted model, not a curated record. NCBI's taxonomy places the organism in Eukaryota, Metazoa, Echinodermata, Echinoidea, Temnopleuroida, Toxopneustidae. The transcript has 7 exons. The coding region runs from base 95 to 910 and encodes 271 amino acids.
AUUCAAACAAAAUAACAAAGUUUGCCGCAUUCGCCGUCUCUGUCCGAUUCCCCGAUCCCUGUUUGUAUAGAUCUACAUUGAAUUUCAUUUUGAGAUGGAGUGCCGUACACUGAAUGAAUUGAAAACACACUUUGAGAUCAAGCUCACCAGUCUUGCAACAUGCAUGGAUCUGGUUUCUAUUGCUUCCGAACCUUAUGGGGUGAGAUCAGAAUGCCAUGAGCAGCUAAUCAUGAUGGAAAGAGAUCUGUGCGAUGCAGAAUCAUCCGUGGCUAGCAUCAGAGAGUGGGUCAAAGAACAGCAGAAAAAGUUGGAAGAAGCUCAGAUAUUACAUGAGAACCUGAAAGAGUUGAACAGUCGCCUGUCUCACAUGAACCACAAUCUUCCAGAGAGGCUCCCAGCUCAUCAUAAACAUGUACAGAGACAACCAAGCAGUCAAGAAAACCACCUACCUCUCCAAUCCAAACCUGUUAGCGAGAAUACAGACCAAAACACAAGACAAGGAAGCAUGACGUCAAAGAGGCCUGCAAAGCCUCCGCCAGCUCCUCUUAUGGAUUACAUCACCGUGCCUGAAUUCAAAGAUGUUCCAAAAUACAUGAAAGGACGUAUGACGUAUGAUAACAUCAACGGAGCAGUGGAUGGCUUCAACGCAGCCAUGGAGACCAAGUACAGAUUGAUGAAGCGCCCCCGCUCUGGACUCAACGACAGGGACAGAAAACAGUACCAGAAAUACAAGGAACAAGAGAACAAAGAUACAAAAGGAACAUUCUUCGUGACAGAGGAUGACCUUCGAAGACACGGUAGCCUCAAGAUGGAUUCAUCGGCUCGAGCAGCGCUGACCAUCCUGAGGCAUUGCGGGAGAAUGAGAGAAAUACGAGGUGGUGGACUAACCAGAUACACAGUUAUUCAUUGAUGCAGCAUGGAUGAAAUUCUCUAACUUUAUUUACACUGGU